GCACCAGGUGUGGCCACUAGCCUAUAUGAAGGCCCAAAAUUGUGUGUUCCUUUCUGCUCUGACAAUGGCAUGCCCAUUCGUGCGAGAUGUGGUGGAUGAAGAAGCACUUGUGCUGAGGAGAGCCUUCAGGCGAGAAAGGGUCUUCAGGGACCGGUUGGACCCACUGGCCUUCCCUGAUGACCAUCUAUAUGAAAGAUACAGGUUUUCUGCAGAUGGCAUCAGGUAUCUAUGCAGACUACUGGGUCCCAGGAUUAAGCACCGCACUGCACGGAGCCAUGCACUGAGUGUGGAGCAAAUGGUUUGUGUGGCCUUGCGCUUUUUUGCUUAGUGGAGCCUUCCUGUACUCAGUGGGGAUGCAGAACAGCUGAACAAGGCCACAAUUUGCCGCACAAUAAGGAGUGUGUGUCUGGCUAUCAAAGCAUUAGCAGAUGUCUUCAUCUCCUUCCCUGGCCACAGAAGACUCUGUGACAUCAAAGAGGAGUUCUAUAGGAUUGCAGAUGGUCUGCAAUGCUGACUGUGUGAUCAGCAAUGUUGUGGCAAAAUGGCCUGGCUCAGUCCAUGACUCCAGAAUCUUUCGGGCCUCUGAAAUCUAUCAGUGCCUAUCACAAGGUGAAUUCUCUGGUGUGUUGCUGGGAGACAGGGGGUAUGGCUGCCAGCCUUUUCUCCUGACACCUUUCACAGACCCCCAGGAAGCACAGCAGGCCUACAACCAUGCCCAUGCCAGGACCAGGGCCAGAGUUGAAAUGACCUUUGGCCUCCUGAAGGCACGCUUUCACUGCCUUCACAAAUUAAGGGUCAGCCCUGUUAGGGCAUGUGAUAUUACUGUGGCUUGUGCUGUCCUCCACAAUGUGGCCUGCCUGAGGAAGGAGAGGGCCCCCAGAGUGCCACCAGCCAUGGACUGGGACAAUCCGGCAAUCUUCCCUGAUGACGACAGUGGUCGGCUGCUGAGGGACCAAUAUGUGUUGAAUUAUUUUAGUUAGUAUGUGUGCUUUCAAUUUUGGUUAAAUAUGUCCUGCGGUGGCAGAGGAAUU
This is a messenger RNA of Oncorhynchus nerka (sockeye salmon), 1031 nucleotides long. RefSeq names its product putative nuclease HARBI1. The transcript has 3 exons. The coding region runs from base 429 to 980 and encodes 183 amino acids. NCBI's taxonomy places the organism in Eukaryota, Metazoa, Chordata, Actinopteri, Salmoniformes, Salmonidae. The record is from RefSeq and is a predicted model, not a curated record.